UCAAAUUAUAAUAUGAGGAUUCACCCUAACAACAAUCAUAAAGUUAGCGGAGAUGCUCUUUAAGAUAGGAAAAAAUUGGGACCCCAGAUCUGGCGGAAAAAUCUUGGGUCCUGAUUGGGCUAUCGUAAAUGCCAUUGGUAGCCUUGUUAGGGUUAGAGUCAUGUUACGGGCGGGGAUUAGCAUAGCGUUCUAAUCGCGAAGCAGUUUCAAGUUCAACCUUAUCCUGGAAAACCUUAUCCCUGAACUUGCAGAAGCGCACUCAAUUCACAAUUAGUUCUACGUCCUCUCCAUCGUUUCCAAGAAGUAUGGGUAUUCAAGCCAGAACUGGUAGUGAUCGACUGAGAACGGUAUGGACACCGGAAAUGGAUCGAUAUUUCAUUGAUCUAAUGCUAGAGCAGGUUAGCAAAGGGAAUAAAUUUGAUGAUCACUUAUUCAGCAAACGUGCAUGGAAGCAUAUGACUUCCUUGUUCAAUACAAAGUUCAAGUUUCAGUAUGAGAAAGAUGUUCUGAAGAAUCGGCACAAAACUCUAAGGAAUCUUUACAAGGCUGUAAAAAAUCUCCUUGACCAGAAAGGCUUUAGCUGGGAUGAAACGCGGCAAAUGGUGACUGCAGAUAAUAACGUUUGGGAUGAAUAUAUCCGGGCACACCCUGAUACUCGUUCCUUCAGAAUAAAAACAAUCCCUUAUUACAGCGACUUAUGUUUGAUAUAUAGAGAUGCAGUCACUGAACAAAAAGGUGAUAAUGUGCCGGAGGAGCAGUUGCUUUCAUGUGAGAAUGAAACAACUAUGGCCUCGCAACCAAGGAAUGUUGGUGAUGGAGAGGCACAUGCACUUCAUGAAAUUAUAAUUGAUGAAGAUUAUGGAAUCUCCAUGUUAGAGAAAGAUGUUGAUGUUGCCCCACAGACUGUGCCUAAAGCGACUGGAACCUCCUUGGGAAAUCGUUCCAGAACUUAUUGGCAGCCACCUAUGGACCGGUAUUUCAUUGACCUUAUGCUUGAUCAAGUGCGUAAUGGUGGCCGGAUCGACGGUGUAUUCCGCAAACAAGCAUGGAUGGAGAUGAUUACAUUGUUCAAUGCCAAGUUUGGCUUCAAUUAUGACAUGGAUGUUCUUAAAAAUCGAUACAAAACCCUGAGAAGGCAAUACAAUGUGAUAAAAAAUCUACUUGAAUUGGAUGGAUUUGUUUGGGAUGAUAUGCGGCAAAUGGUGACCGCUGAUGAUUAUGUCUGGCAAGAUUAUAUCAAGGCUCACACUGACGCACGGCAGUUUAUGACCCGACCUAUCCCAUAUUAUAAAGAUUUGUGUAUGAUAUGUGAUUCCAGCUUUGAUGAAAGAGACUGCUCUUCUGGUCAAGACUUAGAGCAUCAAAAUGAGGAAAACCCCAGGUCCCGUGGAGGAUUAAAUAGUAUUCAUUCUCCAGCUGCAUCAGUUUCCAGCGAAGAUAAUGUAGGUGAUGUGCUUGAGGCAGUUCAUACAUGCCAGAAGAACAAGCGUCAAUUGGAGAACUGGUCAAAUCUCACUCCUUCAAAAAGAUCUCGAGACAAAGAUGAAGGAAUGGCUAGUGCUCUUCGUGAGAUGGCAACUGCAGUCUCUUCUUUAUCAGAUAAAAAGAAGAAUGAUGAAAACUCCAUCUCCAUAGAAAAUGUAAUCCAAGCAGUUCAAGCAUUAAAGGAUAUGGAUGAAGACCUUGUAUUAGAUGCAUGUGAUUUCCUAGAGGAUGAAAAGAAAGCCAAAACAUUUAUGGCAUUAGAUGUCACAUUACGAAAAAAGUGGUUAUUGAGGAAACUUCGCCCAGAGGUAUAGCUAAUCUUAAAAGACAUUCCUCUAGAGGCCUAAAUACUACUACACCCUUGUGCUUUUCCAGUA
This is a messenger RNA of Ziziphus jujuba (common jujube), 1862 nucleotides long. RefSeq names its product L10-interacting MYB domain-containing protein. The record is from RefSeq and is a predicted model, not a curated record. The transcript has 5 exons. The coding region runs from base 306 to 1799 and encodes 497 amino acids. NCBI's taxonomy places the organism in Eukaryota, Viridiplantae, Streptophyta, Magnoliopsida, Rosales, Rhamnaceae.